Delphinapterus leucas (beluga whale) is the source of this 5020-nucleotide messenger RNA. RefSeq names its product voltage-dependent calcium channel gamma-like subunit. Lineage: Eukaryota; Metazoa; Chordata; Mammalia; Artiodactyla; Monodontidae. Gene Ontology annotation, molecular function: calcium channel activity; voltage-gated monoatomic ion channel activity. Gene Ontology annotation, cellular component: membrane. The record is from RefSeq and is a predicted model, not a curated record.
GCCCUGGCUCUGUCCUCUGGGCCAUGGAGAGCCUGCGGGCUGGGGCUAUAGAGGAAGGAGGGGCUUUGGCAAAAGGGAGCCUGGGGGUCAGAAAAGGGGGCCCUGGAGCAGUGUCCAUAUGCGGGGUGAUGAGGCCAGAGUCAGGGUGGAGAGGGGGCUCACGUGGGGAGGCUGAGAGGCUGGUCUUCGGGCCAUCUUACCAGCGCCCAUCCUGAGGUCCUGCCCACCUCUGACCUGCCUCUAGGGUCCUCCUGAAGAACUUGUCACCACCCUCCACUUCUCCCUGCUGUAGACGUUGGCCCCUGCUCUGGCCCCAGGGUGUGGUGGGGAAGAGUGUGUGCUCUAAAGUCGGCCAAGCUGCCUGGAUCCGCUGAACUGCAAGAGCCAUCGGGCUCCUGUGGGGCUCCGGGCAAGUUUUCCCCUCUGGGCCCUGGCUCCUCAUUCAGCAGAUGGAAAAACGCCACCUGUACCCAGGCUGCUGUGAGGCUCAGGUGAAACAGGUUACCCAUUUCUGAAGGCGCACAGCGAUGUGCGGGGGACGGACAGGCUCCUGGCUGGGGCCUCCUGAGCCUGGUCUUGACGUUGUGAUGUCCAUCCUCAGGUCAUAACAGAAAUCGAGGUGACUGGGGUUUGUUGGGGGCUGAGAAGCAGUGGCCAGGGACGCAGCCCACUUCUAAGGAGCUUUAGGGUCAUGGGGGCAGCACAGGUGCACGGGUGCACCAAGGAGGUGCCUGCCGCAGACCCUGUCAGGACAGUGGGAGUCGGCCAGAUCAGGGGGAGGGAAAACGCCCAAGGGACAGGACGCGGCAUGUGAGCAAGAGAGCAGGGUGUUUGAGGACCAAUGAGAAACGUAGGGUGGUUGCCAGUGCAGAGGGUGUGUAGGGGUCAGGAGGUGGUGAGCUUCGGAGAGUCGGGCUGGGCCUGAGUCACACAGGCCCUUGAGGGCCAUGGUGAGGAGACCAGAUACUGUCCUGAGGGUAGAGGGGAGCCAUGAAGGGUUUCUGAGCAGGGGAGAGGCCGUGAAGUUGUGAGCUGACCAGGGGGUGGUCCUGGAGGGUUUAGAGCAGAGUAGUGAUGUGGUCAGAUGGGUAUUUUGGAAAAAUUUUCCUGGAUGAAGUGGAGGAUGUAGCAGGUAGAGGCAGGUACCAGGGCCCAGGGCGGAGUGGGUGGGGGCCUGGAGUCGGGCAGGGGCCGAGGAAGCCUUCUCUCACCUUGAGACAGGUCUUGUGGAUGCUUUUGUCCCCUGGUAGCUUUCAGCUGAAGGAGACCUCUCCACGGAGCAGCCUGAGCUUCCUCCCCACAACACAUGAGAUUUCAUUUCUCUCCUCGUUUCACUUUAGGGAGAAAAAGCCCACUUUGUGCUCCCGAUAACCUUUUUCAAAGGUGGAUUCUUAACCACUGCGCCACCAGGGAAGUCCCUGAUUCAUCUUUUAAGUGACCUGCCUGACCAUGAAGACAUCUGAGUUGCAGCCUGCUGCAGGGCCAGGGAAACGACAGAGUCAAACCAGCCAAGAGAAGACAGGAAUAGAGUGGAGUCUGGGGACACAACAGCUGCUGAGCUUCCGCUGUCCUGUCCACGUGAAGUCAGGGUGUGUUCACUUCCCUGCAUCCAUGAGCGACAAUAUGCACAGAGCACUGCCAACAAGGGCAGCUCACCUGAGCCUCCGGCAUUCAGAGUUCUGAUCGGGCCUCCACUGGGUAGGCAUGACUGAUUGAUUGCUUGAUUGAUGACUGAUUGGUCAAUGGGUACUGUGUGACCCAAAGCCUGCACCCUAAGCCAUGCCGUUGGUCUUUCUGGCAUGGCCAGCCCCCAUCCUAAAUCACAUUGUUACUGAGCAGAGAGGUGUGAGGGAGCCGGGCAGGAGCGCACGGCCAAGACCCCGCACAGGACGACAGCCCUCGGUAGCGUGCAGAGUGGUGCCAGGGGUUUGUUUGAGAACUGACCCCUUCCCACCCCUCUCCUCAGGUGUGAGGCUCUGCAAAGGGAAGUCAGCACCCUGGCAGGACCACUGCCCUGUGGGUGAGCUUCCUUUAGUGGAUGCAUCCCAUCAGCUCGCCUCCUCAUCUCCCGAAUGGACGGUCCUUGCAGGCUUUGCCUGCAAGCCCAGAGGCUGCUGGCCCAAAGGAGGCCCCACCGGCCCUUCUUUGAAUCCUUCAUCCGGGCCCUCAUUAUCUUGUGUGCCCCUCUGUCUGUGGUCGUCUCCUCCAUCUCCAUCUGUGAUGACCACUGGCUCCUGGCUGACAACCGCCUCUUCCGGCUGUGGCGCUUCUGCACCGCCUCCAACCAGACUGGGCUGCACUGUCUCCAAGACCUGAGUCAGGCCCACGUGCCCAGGCUGGCCUCAGGCAUGGCCGUGGCCCACAGCGUGGCCACCUUGGCCGUGGGGGUUGCCAUCUUGGUCCUGGAGCUCCUCAUGGUGUCUCAGGUGUGUGAGGACCCCCAUUCAUGGCGCGAGUGGGCCCUGGGCUCCACCCUCUUCCUUGUCUCGUUCAUCUUCUCCCUCAGGGGCCUCCUGAGCUUCCUGAUCCUUCUCAGGAACCAGGUCACGCUCAUCGGCCUCACCCUGAUGUUCUGGGGCAAGUUCACGGCCUCCUUCCUCUUUUUCCUGAAUGCCAUCAACGCCAUCACCCACUUCAACAGCAUCACCCAUCGGUGGGGCUUGCCUACAAAAUUUUAGGCCCCCCUCUGAGAAUAUUGAAUGCUGCCAGGAAGUGUGGUCAAGAUGGCACUUUUCCAACGUGUGACAUUAAAACUGCCACCUCUUAGCCUUUGGCUGGUUGGGCCAGUGGCCCAGGGGCUUUUGCAGCUGGUCCACCAACCCUGGGGUGCAGCUGGCUCCGUGCCACCAGCUGCAGUCCAGCUGCACCGGCUUAGCCAAGUUAUUAGGACGUUGAUUUUACAAGAAGAAACAUAUUUUUAAGAAAAAUCACAUUGUUACUAUCUGGCUAGUCCCAGACCCCCCAGGCAAACAAAGAUUACCGUCCAGAAGGUGAGAGCAAAGGUCAGACCUCUUUUGGGCAAGGUUAAGUUUUAUUUUAUUUUUCCAGCUUCACUGAGAUAUAAUUGACACAUAACAUUGUGUCGGUUCAAGGUGCAUGUGUUGAUCUGACACAUUUAUAAAUUGUAAAAUGAUUACCACCAUAGUAUUAGCUACCACCUGCAUCCCAUCACAUAGUUAUCAUUUCUUUUUUAUGGUGAGAACAAUUAUCUACUCUCUUAGUAACAUUCAAGGGUAUGAUACAGUAUCAUUAGCUAUAAUUACCAAGCUGUGUAUUAGAUCCCCAAACUUGCUAAUCUUAUAACUGGGAGUUUGUACCCUUUGACCAAUACCUCCCCACCCCCAGCCCCUGGUAACCACUAAAUUCUCAUUACAUACAAGGUCAGCCUGGAAAAGAGAUGUGACUUCUCCAUAUUAGAAGACCCAAGACGAGCCACCUUGCCUCUACGCACACUUAUAGCCUGAGCAGCCUGGAGCCGGUAGGUUGACUUAGAAUAAACAGAGCUAGCAUUAGCUAGCACUUAUUGAGGAUUUUCUACGUGCACGGGCUCAACCGUUUCCGUGCAUUAACUCACCUAACCUUCCCACAUUUUCCACAAGGAAGAAGUAUUCAUGGCCUCAUUUUAUGUAUGAGAAAACCAAGGCAAGGAGAGGUUUAUAACUCACCCACCACACACAGCUGGUAAGGGGCUGAGUCUAGGAUUUGGACACAGGUCUAGGUGACAUCUAAGUCCACACUCUCUGCUACCUGCCUCCUAUAUUCUAAAAUUACGGCGUUCGAUUCAACUGUGAAAAUUAAUGAAAGAAGGGAAACCUCACUAAAAUGGAGUGGGAAGCCAAAACGGGGAGCUCUCAUAAGGGUAUCACUCCAUCAAUACUGAUUCCCAAUGGGAAGAGACAUACCUUGCAUCUCCAGCAGGAAAUGAACUACUUUACUACCUGCAGCAGGAGGAAGAAAGAUUUUCUCCUCCACUGAAAACAGCUGGGCCAAUGAGAGACUGACACAACUCGGCCAAUGAAAAGCCACUGUUCUUUGAACUCCCAGUUUCCUCCAAUGGACAUUUUGUUUAUAACAGCCCCUCCCAACUUCCCCUUCUCUAUAAAAGUUUCCUCUCCUUCCCUUUACCUGGCUUGCCCGUGGUUUACCAUAGUUGCAAUUCUUUGCUGCUUCCCAAUAAACCCAUUUUGCUGGUAAAAUAACUGUUUUGUUGUUUCAGAUUAACAAAAUAUAUUGAGUUCAAAUUCUGGGCUCAGCCACUUAUGGGCUGUGUGACCUUGGUCAGGUCAGGGAUCCUCUCUGAGUCUCAGUGUCCUUAUUGACAGCAGUUAGGAUGCCCCCUCGGUGCCCUCUCCCUCCCUUUGGCCUCCUGACUCUGUCGGUAUUAUUCACCCGACUCGCCCACAAGGCUAGGGACUGCUGGAGGGAAGAAUCGCAACCUAUGUGUUCAUACAGCUCCCACCGCCACCUGCCACACUGCCUGGCUCAGAGGAGGCAUCUGUAAAUGUUUGCUGUUAUUGAAGUACAUUGGAGCGUGCCCCGGAAAGACCAGAAACGAAUCCUGCUGAGCAGGGGGAGGGCUGUGCAGCCAGGCAUCCUCGUAGCUGGGCGCCCACCUGGGAACCUGGUCACACCUCAAGGGGAAAGCACAGACCUUAACCCCCAGGGACCCGGCUGGGUGUAGGCCAAUGUCUCGACUUGCAGUGUGGCCUUAGGCGAGGACGUAACUCCUUUGGCUUUGCUUUUCCCAUUAGUAAAAUAAGGAAGUAGGACUAAACCAUUGGACAGUUAAAGCCUGUUCUCCUACCUCGGCUGAAAGGCCCUCAGGAGCUCUGGUCCGGGUCCUCACAGAGGAAAGGUCUGUGAUGGUCUUUUUGAGAAUGCCUCCUUCUCUCUGGUCUUGAUGGUCUGUUCCUCCUCCUACUGUGCCCCGUCACACACAUGCACGCAUGCAUACAAGGCACACAUAUGCAUACACACGGUGAUGCAUACAAUGGACUGUCACUCAAUAUCCAUUCACCCC